Molecule: messenger RNA, 2774 nt
Organism: Carassius carassius (crucian carp)
Lineage: Eukaryota; Metazoa; Chordata; Actinopteri; Cypriniformes; Cyprinidae
Product: heme transporter FLVCR2-like
Exons: 10
Coding region: 228-1754 (508 amino acids)
Biological process (GO): heme export; transmembrane transport
Cellular component (GO): membrane
Molecular function (GO): heme transmembrane transporter activity; heme binding
Source: RefSeq, a predicted model, not a curated record
UUAUUUACUUUAUGACAGGAACUUCAUCACGCUGGCGAAACUUUCAACGAAUGUUUGAAGAGUUUCUUCUGCGGAAAACGGAGACUUUAUUUAAUCCAAGCAGAGGAUGAACAUACAUCGAUGUAAUAAAUAUGUGGAGUAUUUAUUUAAUUAAAACAGACUUUGACAAGUUAUACAGUUAGUACUACAGUGAGUUCUGUAGAUUGCCCGGCUUCUCCUCAACAUGAAUGAAUGAAUCUUCUCGGAGUCUCGGAGGAAUUCUGAACCGAUUGAAAAUGAGCUAUGACUCAAACCCAGUGGACGGAGAGGUAAAUGAUAAUAAAUAUUUCUCGAAAACAGCCACGACUGAUGCUGAGGUGACUUUUGAACGUCGAAGCGCGCCGCCGGAAACGCGUUUGUAUAAAAAGAGAUGGGUCAUAGUGUUUUUAUUCAGCUCGUAUUCGCUGUGUAACUCUUAUCAAUGGAUUCAAUACGGAAUCAUCAACAAUAUCUUCAUGCGCUUCUACAGCGUGGACUCUUUCACCAUUGACUGGAUGUCUAUGAUUUACAUGUUGACGUACAUUCCGCUAAUUUUCCCCGUCUCGUGGCUCUUGGAUAAGAAAGGGUUGAGGGUCAUCGCGCUCGUGGCCGCGGCUCUGAAUUGCACGGGCACGUGGAUCAAGGUGGCCAGCGCAAGACCGGACCUUUUUCCUGUCACAUUUUUGGGUCAAUUCACGUGCUCCGUGGCUCAGGUGUUUAUCCUCGGGAUGCCCUCGCACAUCGCGUCGGUCUGGUUCGGAUCGGAAGAAGUGUCCACAGCGUGCUCCAUCGGGGUCUUUGGAAAUCAGUUGGGGAUCGCAAUAGGCUUCCUGGUUCCACCAAUACUGGUUCCAAAUGCGGACGAUCUGGACGAGUUGGCGGCUCACAUUAGAGUCAUGUUCUACAUCACGGCGGGAGUGGCCACCUUCCUGUUUGUAUUGGUUGUCAUUGUGUUUCAGGAGCGUCCAGACAUCCCUCCCACCCACGCUCAGGCCGCAGCUCGGCGGAUCUCUCCAGAGAACUACUCAUAUACAGCAUCCAUCCACAGGCUGCUUCGCAACAAAGCCUUCAUCCUUCUCGUCAUCACUUACGGGCUAAAUGUUGGCUGUUUCUAUGCUGUCAGUACGCUUCUCAACCGAAUGAUCAUUGAACACUAUCCUGGAGAGGAGGUGAAUGCUGGCAGGAUCGGCCUCACCAUCGUGAUCGCUGGCAUGGUGGGAUCCCUCAUCUGUGGGAUCUGGUUAGACCGAUCUAAGACAUACAAACAAACGACUCUAGCCGUGUAUCUGAUGUCUCUUGUGGGUUUGGUGCUUUAUGCUUUUACCUUGGAUCUGGGUCACCUGUGGGUGGUCUUCAUCACAGCAGGAGCCCUCGGGUUCUUCAUGACGGGUUACCUUCCCCUCGGUUUUGAGUUUGCUGUUGAAUUGACUUACCCAGAGUCUGAGGGGACGUCUUCAGGACUUCUGAACUGCUCUGCACAGGUAUUCGGGAUCAUAUUUACGAUCUGUCAGGGGAAAAUCAUGGACUCUUUUAAUACUCUGGCCGGAAAUCUCUUCCUGUGUGCCUUCCUGCUGAUAGGAACCAUGAUUACAGCAUGUAUUAAGUCUGAUCUGCGCAGACAGCUGGCAAACCAGCAAGCACUGGCAGCCGCAGCUUUGGGCAAGUCAGUCGUUCAGGUUCACAGUGGGACGUCUCUCUACCCUCCACACACAUGUGAUCAAUCAAUCAUUGCCUGAUUUUAUUGCUCACUGUGGUUCAGGUAUGGGUGUCACAUGUGAUCAGCACUUCUGAUUCACGAUCGAUGAGGCUCAUUUUAAUUAUCCCUUAUAAAGUGAUUCAGAUGUGCUUUUGAUUCUCUUUUAUAGUCCAAUGUUCAUGAUUUUGUUGCCUACUCUGUCUGAACACUUCACCUUUGAGCUUUGUACGUGUGUGUUCAUUGUAGUUUGAUGUUUGAUGUGUACUAACAUUUAACCUUCAUUUAAUCCACUAACCUAUACUAAGGCAGAUGUGUUCAUGAAACUGGUUUGUGGCCAGCAGGGAGCACCGUUUUACUGUGCUAUCUGUUACUGAUUAUGUAUUUUGUGUUUGCAGGUCCCUGUGGAAACGUCACCGGCACAAGCUUUUGAAGCCAAACUCUAAUGUGAUCACGAGACUGAUCAUGUAGCACAUUUAUCGUUUUUAUCCGGCCUUGAAUUUUGAUUUAUUUUUCCUUUAGGACUUUUGAAUCACGCUGUAUUGUGUUUGUGUGUGUGUGUGUGUGUGUGUGUGUGUGUGUGUGUGUGUGUGUGUGUGUGUGUGUGUGUGUGUGUGUGUGUGUGUGUGCAAGUGUUUAUAACAGCCAGGGAUUGAUCAGGUGUUUGUUUGUUGGUAUUGUGUGAUCAUUUGUUUACUUGAUCACUAAUCAUCAAAAGUAGGACUUAUUCAAAGUAUAUUCAAUAGUUUAUCAAAUGAUGAUUUAAAUUAUUGUUAACAUUUAAAAUGUAUUAUAUCUUCAAAUAAUUUCUUUUUGUAAGUUUGAAAAAAAUUCUACUAUGGAACCCAUAAGAAUGUGGAGCGUUUCAGUAUUGUUUGAAACCGAAGCUCAACACAGUUAAAUUUACUGUGUGUGUUGGUGUCAAUCUGUGCAGUAAUAAUACUGAAUACUGUUCUUUAUAUAUAGUUGUUUGAUUUAUUUAUUUUUUACCCUAACAGAAGUUCUCUAAAGACCAUCUAAAAUAAAUUUAAAUACAUAAAAUAAACCUAAUAUCUAAACCACA